Molecule: messenger RNA, 3457 nt
Organism: Conger conger (European conger)
Lineage: Eukaryota; Metazoa; Chordata; Actinopteri; Anguilliformes; Congridae
Gene: zbtb41
Product: zinc finger and BTB domain containing 41
Exons: 11
Coding region: 320-3091 (923 amino acids)
Biological process (GO): regulation of transcription by RNA polymerase II
Cellular component (GO): nucleus
Molecular function (GO): DNA-binding transcription factor activity, RNA polymerase II-specific; RNA polymerase II transcription regulatory region sequence-specific DNA binding; protein binding
Source: RefSeq, a predicted model, not a curated record
AUGUAUCAUAAGUCUCACUAUGAAUGAGGGCAGCGCAACAUUUGUUAGCAAGUCGCUAAAAUUAACAAAACCGGAAGGAAUGUAGCUUGCUCUUUAGAUAGCUUAGCUGUCGUGAGCUAAUUAGCAAGAUAGCUUUUUGCUGUAUUACUGACAUUACCGUUUGGAUAAGUCGUCUCAACUCUUACUGUUUGAUGUCUGUGACCUUUUAGGAAACAACGUGACACUUUGCGAUAAACAAUUCGUGCUAGCUUAGUAGACUUGGCAUAUCUGAAAACAAAUAAAAGCAGGUCGUUCAAAGCUCUGAGAGGACCCAUCUAAAAUGAAAGGGAAGCUCAGUCUCUCCCGACACUCCAAGCAGAUGACUGACAUCAGGUUUUGCUCGGAGAGAGAAACACAUCCAGAUUCCCUGGCCCAUAGCGGCACCUCUGUGUCGUUAGACGAUGGCUUGAAACAUUCCAGGGGUCUGCAGGCUGUUGCUUCACAGCAAAAAAGGCACUUUAGUUUCACCCAGCACAAUAGCAAUUUCCUCAAGUUUUUGAAUGAGGACAGACAGCAGCCAUCAUCAUUUUGUGACCUGGACAUCGUUGUCAAUGGCAAACAGUACAGUGCACAUAAAGUGGUUGUGGCUUUUGGGAGCAGGUACUUUUAUGGCCAACUGACUGCCAACCCUGAAACCAGUCACAUGACUCUUGAUCGGGUUGAUGACUCGGUGUUUCAGCACUUGCUCCGGUUUUUGUACACAUCAGAGUUUAUUGUUUCUGAUGGCGAGAUCCCUUCCCUGGUGGAAGCGGCUAGGUUUCUGGACAUGAUUGAUGCUGUGAGAUUGCUGACUUCUGAGGAAACUUUAGCAGAUCCAGUCGAGGUACAACAAUCACCGGUAGAACCAUCUUGCUCUGACACCCCGCAAAGCCCAGCGGAGAACGUUGCCCGGGUUCCUGGUGGCAGCCAGUGCACCCUCUGCAGCCGGACUUUCUGCUACAGAAAGUCCUUGGAGAAUCAUUUGGUUCGGGGCCACUGCCGGGAUGGUCGCACUGAAGAGAGGCGGAAGGAUCCAGAAUCUCUCACCACCGCCUCCCCGCCAGCUGCCAGGAGGUCUGCCCGGAAGAGGAAGUGUCCGGCCAAGUUCGACCGGGGAUGCGACGAGAGUACAGCCGGCAUGCCAGACAAGAGCAUCCCCGGAAAAACCAUUGCCAAGGAGCUGCCUAUCCUGGCAGAAGAGGAAGAGGAGCAGGCAGAGCAGGAGAAAGAUGAGGAUGAGGAGGACGAGCCAUUUGGACAGGGGGAGGAAGUUGACAGGAAGAGCUUGCUGGACGGUGACGACAGGCUGUAUGAGGAGAAUUCAGACGAGAUGCAGGAGCAGCACAAUGACGUUGACGGGGAUGAGCACAGUGCUGGUGCUGAAGGCCUUGAUCAGUCCUACCCUGAGGGUCUGGCUCCCGUCAUCAUCCAGAGCUCCAGCAGGAAAAUCCUCAAGUGCCCCAAAUGUGACAAGACAUUUGACCGAGCAGGGAAGUAUGAGAGUCACACCCGUGUCCACACAGGAGAGAAACCAUUCCAGUGUGACAUUUGCAACCAGUGUUAUUCCACUAAGUCAAACCUCACUGUGCACAGAAAGAAGCACAAUAGCGAAACACCCUUUCAGAAGAAGGAGCACAAAUGUCCAUUUUGCAAUAAACUACAUGCCAGCAGGAAGACCUUGGCAAAGCAUGUCAGAAGAUUCCAUCCUGACCACAUUCAAGAAUUCCUUUCCAUCAAGAAGAGGAAGAGUGAAGGAUGGAAAUGUGAUAUCUGCCACAAGUCCUUUACCCGGCGGCCACACUUGGAAGAGCACAUGAUCCUUCACUCGCAGGCCCGGCCCUUCAAGUGCGCUUACUGUGACGACUACUUCAAGUCCAGAUUCGCAAGACUUAAGCACCAUGAGAAGUACCACUUAGGCCCGUUUCCUUGUGACAUAUGUGGCAGACAGUUUAACGACACCGGGAACAGGAAGCGGCACAUUGAAUGCACCCAUGGUGGAAAGAGAAAAUGGACCUGUUUCAUUUGUGGGAAGUCUGUGCGUGAAAGAACAACUCUGAGAGAACAUUUGAGAAUACACAGUGGGGAAAAGCCCCACCUUUGCAGUAUCUGUGGUCAGAGUUUCAGACAUGGGAGCUCUUACAGACUUCACCUCCGAGUGCAUCAUGAUGACAAGCGCUAUGAGUGUGAAGAAUGUGGGAAAACCUUCAUUCGACAUGAUCAUCUGACCAAACACAAGAAAAUACACUCUGGAGAGAAAGCUCAUCAGUGUGAAGAGUGUGGCAAAUGCUUCAGGCGCCAUGACCACCUGACGGUUCAUUAUAGAAGUGUUCACCUUGGAGAAAAAGUGUGGCAAAAGUACAAAGCAGCAGUGCAUCAGUGCGAGGUCUGCAAGAAGGAAUUCAAAGGAAAGUCGAGUUUGGAGAUGCACUUCAGGACACAUUCAGGGGAGAAACCGUACAGAUGCCACGUUUGCAACCAGACGUUCCGAAUCAAGAAGACGUUAACGAAGCAUAUGGUGAUACACUCGGACGCCCGACCCUUCAACUGCCCGCAGUGCAGUGCUACCUUCAAGAGGAAGGACAAGCUGAAGUACCAUAUGGACCACGUCCACACAACACGACCUGGAGAAGCCCCCACCACCGGCCCCGCCCAUGACAAGAUGGUCCCCAUCCCCAUUUCCUUUGAUGGCAAGGUGUACCAGUCUGAGCCCAAGACCAUCCUCCAGAACGUUUCUGCGGAUGUGUGUGUGCCCGUCACGCUGUGUGUGCCCGUCCAGAUGCCGGAAGUUUCCAGCCAGGUGGAGCUGGUGAGGCAGGCCGCUCCUCUGUCUGCCCAACCGCAGGGGAUGAUUUCGCCUCAGUCCCAGGGGCCACAGGCCGGGGGAUACCAGCCUGCCGCGGACCUGGUGUUUCUGGAGAAGUACACCCUCACCCCUCAGCCGGCCAACAUAGUGCAUCCCGUUCGGCCCGACCAGAUGUUGGAUCCCAGGGAUCAGUCGUACCUGGGCACUUUACUUGGGCUGGACACUGCUGCCCCCGUGCAAAAUAUUUCAGACCCAGACCAUGCUCACUGACCGUCGCAUUUAUACUGUUUUGUUUUUGUUUUAUUUUAUUUGUACAUUUUCCCAAAAAAAUAUUUUUAAAGAUUUUUUUCUUACCUUGUGGCAACUGCAUAAAACUGUGGGUUGGGCAAUGGUUGUCUGGGGGUGCUGAGUUGUCUUUCAUCUUAGGAUUGGCAAAUCAGAGGUAAUUACUACGCACUCACUUGGCAAGCGCAAGUGGUAGUGUUUGGGGGAGGAGCUUGAAGGUUAAAGGUUAGAUAUGUCUUGCAAGAUUGUACUCUGAUGGCCAAAUAACUUAUGGAUUUCUACAAUGAGUUACCCAAAUUGUGCAUAUUGGGCCUGAUUUGUAACCAAUAAACUAAAUAAAUGAACGUAUAA